AUGAGGACCACAUGCAACAACAAUCCCCAACGCGACGGCAAUCCUCAGGGUGAAAACAUUCCUCGGCGCAACAACAAUGCUCAGUGCGACAGCAAUCAGCAGUGUGGCAGCUAUUCGGGAUCUGAGAGUGCUAGAGCUUCAACAUCAGCAGUGCUCAUUGUCAGCGAUGUAGAGAGGCUCUCUGAGUCCGUCGCGUUUCUAGAGCUGGACUGGAACAGCGCCUCCUGGGGCGGGCCCCAAGACCAAGCCGUCACCAUUUAG
Trematosphaeria pertusa is the source of this 261-nucleotide messenger RNA. RefSeq lists its product as uncharacterized. The record is from RefSeq and is a predicted model, not a curated record. The transcript has 2 exons. Lineage: Eukaryota; Fungi; Ascomycota; Dothideomycetes; Pleosporales; Trematosphaeriaceae. Bases 1 to 261 code for a protein of 86 amino acids.